UUAAAAACCUAGCCUUUGAGACGACUAAAAAAGAAUUAAGAGAAUUGUUCAGUGCGUACGGUCAAAUCAAAACUCUUCGACUACCCAAAAAAUUUGAUGGAACUUCUCGUGGUUUUGGAUUCAUAGAAUUUCUUACAAAAAGAGAUGCCCGAAAUGCAAUGGAAAAAUUGGGAGAAACACACUUAUUAGGUAGACAUUUGGUUCUUGAGUAUGCCGAAGAGGAUAAGGAUGUUGAAGAAUUAAGGGAGAAGGUUGGAAGGGAGUUUAUUGGAGAGGUUGAAGGCGGUAACGGGAGGAUGCGAAAGAAGAAAAAGGUAGACAUUGAAGAUUGGACGGAAGUCAAUAAUGAAACGGAUGAAUGA
Molecule: messenger RNA, 362 nt
Organism: Acaulospora morrowiae
Lineage: Eukaryota; Fungi; Glomeromycota; Glomeromycetes; Diversisporales; Acaulosporaceae
Source: the annotation of a GenBank genome assembly